This is a messenger RNA of Spodoptera exigua (beet armyworm), 1635 nucleotides long. NCBI's taxonomy places the organism in Eukaryota, Metazoa, Arthropoda, Insecta, Lepidoptera, Noctuidae. The record is from the annotation of a GenBank genome assembly.
AUGGAGUUUCUUGCUCGUUCUUCUCCAUCGGAAUCUACACUUUGGAACGAGCGAAUAGCUUCACUAAAAGGACUGACCGACAGACUGACACUUUUGAGAACGUUGCAUAUAAAGAUUGUGGAUAAACGGAUUGAGUUCAGUGUCGCCAUGAUUUGGGCACAGGCAGUCGUGUUCAGCGCCGCCCUCUCGGUGGUGUGGUCUGAUCUGGCGUUUCCACCUGGUUUCAAGUUCGGGGCAGCCACAGCUUCUUAUCAGGUUGAAGGAGGAUGGAAUGAAGAUGGUAAGAGCGAAAGUAUUUGGGAUCGCUUCGUGCAUGAAGAUCCAACUAGAAUCGACGAUCUGAGCAGCGGAGAUGUUGCCUGCGACUCCUAUCAUCUGUGGAGGAGAGACAUCGAGAUGGCUGAAGAGCUCGGGCUGCACUUUUAUAGGAUUUCCCUAUCCUGGCCCCGGAUACUCCCGUCUGGUUUUCCCAACCAUAUUAACGAAGCUGGCAUAGCGUACUACAACAACCUGAUUGACGGACUCCUGGAGAAGGGGAUCGAGCCGCUCGUCACAAUAUACCACUGGGACCUGCCACAAUCUCUUCAGGACUUUGGAGGUUGGGCGAAUCCACUCAUCGCAGACUGGUUUGAGGACUACGCGAAAGUGGUGUUCACCCACUUUGGUGACCGCGUAAAGUUAUGGCUAACCAUCAACGAACCCCUGAUCGUGUGUGAUGGGGUUUACAACUCGGAAAAAUUCGCACCUGCCUUCAAAAGCCCUGAAGUUGGGGCUUAUUUGUGCAAUAAAUACGUGAUGCUGGCCCAUGCUAAAGCUUGGAGACUGUAUGAUGCAGAGUUUAAACCUAAGUGUCAUGGUAAAGUUUCCAUAGCGAAUCAAAUAAUUUGGUAUGAACCUACAUCUCCUGAGCACGAGGAUCUUGCUGAACUGGCCAGACAGAAUGUGGGAGGUCGAUACGCCCACCCUAUAUAUUCCAAAGAAGGAGGAUGGCCACCGACGAUAGAGAAAGUUCUAGAAGAAGUCAGCUUGAAGAGAGGGUACCCCAGAACACAACUUCCUCCAUUCACAGAAGAGGAGAUUGAGCUCGUUAAAGGAACUUACGAUUAUUUCGCGUUCAACCACUACACCAGUCGUCUGAUCCGGCCAGCGAAGGAAGGCGAAGAGUUCAGGCCAUGGCCGCUAGGUGACGCUAUCGACCUGAACGCCAUUAUUGAAAAGAAACCAGAAUGGACGCAAGCUUCUUCAUCUUGGUUCUUUGUAAAUCCUGAAGGUCUGCGAAAGGACCUCGUCUGGUUGAAGCAGCAGUACGGAGAUUUGGAGUUCAUGAUCACUGAGAAUGGCCUGUCGAACAGAGGUGGACUGGAUGAUCAGGACAGAGUCCAGUAUUACAGAGAUUAUUUGGAACAAGUUCUGCUAGCGAUCAAGGAGGAUGGUGUUAAUGUGACGGCGUACACCGCGUGGACUCUCAUGGAUAACUUCGAGUGGAUGAACGGAUAUGGGGUAAAGUUCGGUCUAUACGAAGUGGACUUCACAGAUUCGGAGCGCAAGCGCACGCCGCGCGCGUCUGCGCAUUACUACGCUAGCAUUAUUAGGACGCACUCUCUAGAUGUACCUACGACGCAGAAUGAAGUUUAA